CGGGGAGGAGGCCCAGGAAGUGACGGCCCCUCCGCGCUCCCGGGCUCUUCUGGAGUCCGCGAAGUGGGCGGUGAGGUUGCUGUGGCUGCCGCGCUCCCCGGCCCUCGGCGAUGGAGAACGGAGCGGUGUACAGCCCCACUACGGAGGAGGACCCGGGCUCCGCCACAGGGCCCCGGAGCGGCCUCGCUGCCUACUUCUUCCUGGGCCGACUCCCCUGGCUCCGGCGCGUUCUCAAGGGCUUGCAGCUGUAUUGUAAUCGAGUUUCUCUACCUGACUACCCUGGAACUUGCCUUGCUGGUGUCUCUGGCAACCUUCUGAUAGCUCAGUCUAAGUUGCUGUCUCUGCUGGCCUUCAUCUGUGAAGAAGUUGUAUCACAAUGUACUUUGUGUGGAGGACUUUAUUUUUUUGAGUUUGUAAGCUGCAGUGCCUUCCUUCUGAGUCUUCUUAUACUGAUUGUUUAUUGCACUCCCGUUUAUGAUAUGGUUGAUACCACAAAAGUAAAAGCAUCGGAUUUUUAUAUUGCUUUGGGAACAGGAUUUGUGUUUUUGUUGGCAUCCAUCAUUUUUGUUUCCACACAUGACAGGACUUCAGCUGAAAUUGCUGCAAUUGUAUUUGGAUUUAUAGCAAGUUUUAUGUUCCUACUUGACUUUCUCACUAUGUUCAUUGAAAAACUACGGGAGUCCCGGCUGAGAAAACCUGAAAAUACCACUAGGGCUGAAGCCCUCACUGAACCACUUAAUGCUUAAAGAUUCUGGGGAGCAGAUGUUAUCUAAGGUAGUGACGCUGCAUUGUGGUGCCUGAGCCCUGGAAGAAACUCUUGUAGAAUUUGUGUAAUUGUUUAAACCACGUCUUUUGGAGAGCAAAGGGAAGAUCAAGAAGGCAGUUUUAUCAGUAUUGUGUCAGUCACCACAAAUCAGGUCAGAGAAGCAAAAAAAAAAAUGUUUUUAAUAAUGAUCGAAACUAUCUCAAAUGGAGAUUUUGGUGGGAGGAGGGGAGGACGAUGGUUUCUUUAAAUCGCACAGCUUGACGGUUGAUAAAUGAUUCUGUCAUUCUGUUAUAGGUCAUUCUUUUACUAGGCUUAGCUUCCAAAUUAUGCUUUAUAGCUGUAUAAACAUGAUUAUAUUAAUCUAUUUAGAAAUUGUUUUAUUUUAAAAUUAAUUUGCUUAGCUGCUUAGAUUAUGUUCUGUUAAUGAAAAUUUAACAUAGUUAAGAAACCAAUAUUUAAAAUGUUGGUCUAGGUUUCUUAACAUAUAAUAUCAGACUUUACUGUAUUUCACUCAGCCUUAAAUAUUACAGUACUUUUGGAUAACUGCUAUUAAUUCUUUCUGAGACUUUUGUAUAGCCUAUAAAGUGUAUGGGAGAUGUUGGUAUUUUAUGUGUUUAAAAGCAACAAUAUCAGCAACUUCAUGUUUAUACUGCACCUUGGUCAUUGAUGUCAAGUAAAAAAGAGAUUGUUUUAUAGCAUA
Molecule: messenger RNA, 1466 nt
Organism: Sapajus apella (tufted capuchin)
Lineage: Eukaryota; Metazoa; Chordata; Mammalia; Primates; Cebidae
Gene: CMTM6
Product: CKLF like MARVEL transmembrane domain containing 6
Exons: 5
Coding region: 111-746 (211 amino acids)
Cellular component (GO): membrane
Source: RefSeq, a predicted model, not a curated record